AGCGACCCAAAGGCGGCGGCCGCUGACUGGGUCUUCUGCUGCCAUCGUCGCCAUGGCUGCGCACCGCUCUGCGCCCGCCCUGCUCGGCGCGCUGAUCCUGGCGCUGUGCGUGCUGUCGCCGCCGGCCCGAGCGGCCACCGCGUCGCGGGGGGCGGCCCAGGCACCCGCGCCCCAGGGGCGGGUGUCCGAGGCGCGGCCCGGCAGCAUGGUUGUGGAACACCCUGAGUUCCUCAAGGCAGGAAAGGAGGCUGGUCUGCAGAUCUGGCGCAUCGAGAAGUUCGACCUGGUACCUGUGCCCCCCAACCUUUACGGAAACUUCUACACAGGUGACGCCUAUGUCAUCCUGAAGACAGUGCAGCUGAGGAAUGGGAACCUGCAGUAUGACCUCCACUACUGGCUGGGCAAUGAGUGUAGCCAGGACGAGAGUGGGGCGGCCGCCAUCUUCACCGUGCAGCUGGAUGACUACCUGAAUGGUCGGGCUGUGCAGCACCGCGAGGUCCAGGGCUUCGAGUCAGCCACCUUCCUCGGCUACUUCAAGUCUGGCAUCAAAUACCAGGACAUCUACCAGUGGUGCGGCUCCAAGAGCAACCGAUUCGAGAGGCUGAAGGCUACGGAGGUGUCCAAGGGCAUCCGGGACAAUGAGCGGAGUGGCCGGGCCCGAGUGCACGUGUCUGAGGAGGGCGGCGAGCCUGAGGCCAUGCUCCAGGUGCUUGGCCCCAAGCCGGCACUGCCCGAGGGUACCGAGGACACAGUCAAGGAGGACGCAGCCAACCGCAAGCUGGCCAAGCUCUACAAGGUCUCCAAUAGCGCGGGCUCCAUGUCGGUGUCGCUUGUGGCUGAUGAGAACCCCUUCGCCCAGGGGGCCUUGAGGUCAGAGGACUGCUUCAUCCUGGACCAUGGCAAAGAUGGGAAAAUCUUUGUCUGGAAAGGCAGGCAGGCCAACACGGAGGAGAGGAAGGCUGCGCUCAGAACGGCCUCCGACUUCAUCUCCAAGAUGAGCUACCCCAAGCAGACCCAGGUGUCUAUCCUUCCCGAGGGUGGCGAGACCCCACUGUUCAAGCAGUUCUUCAAGAGCUGGCGGGACCCAGACCAGACGGACGGCCCCGGCUUGCCCUACCUCUCCAGCCACAUCGCCAAUGUGGAGCGGGUGCCCUUCGACGCUGCCACCCUGCACACCUCCACUGCCAUGGCCGCCCAGCACGGCAUGGAUGACGACGGCACAGGCCAGAAACAGAUCUGGAGAAUUGAAGGCUCCGACAAAGUGCCGGUGGACCCCUCCACGUAUGGGCAGUUCUACGGUGGGGACAGCUACAUCAUCCUGUACAACUACCGUCAUGGCAGCCGCCAGGGACAGAUCAUCUACAACUGGCAGGGCGCCCAGUCCACCCAGGAUGAGGUUGCUGCUUCUGCCAUCCUGACCGCCCAGCUGGAUGAGGAGUUGGGAGGUAGCCCUGUCCAGAGCCGUGUUGUCCAAGGCAAGGAGCCUGCCCACCUCAUGAGCCUGUUUGGCGGGAAGCCCAUGAUCGUCUAUAAGGGCGGCACCUCCCGCGAGGGCGGCCAGACGGCCCCCGCCAGUACCCGCCUCUUCCAGGUCCGGGCCAGCAGCUCUGGAGCCACCCGAGCCGUUGAGAUACUCCCUAAGGCUGGUGCACUGAACUCCAACGAUGCCUUUGUCUUGAAAACCCCCUCGGCCGCCUACCUAUGGGUAGGUACAGGAGCCAGCGAGGCGGAGAAAACCGGGGCCCAGGAGCUGCUCAGGGUGCUGCGGGCCCAGCCUGUGCAGGUGGCAGAAGGCAGUGAGCCAGACAGCUUCUGGGAGGCCCUGGGUGGGAAGGCCGCGUACCGCACGUCCCCAAGGCUGAAGGACAAGAAGAUGGAUGCCCACCCUCCUCGUCUCUUCGCCUGCACCAACAAGAUCGGACGUUUUGUGAUCGAAGAGGUCCCUGGAGAGCUCAUGCAGGAAGACCUGGCCACUGACGAUGUCAUGCUCCUGGACACCUGGGACCAGGUCUUUGUCUGGGUCGGGAAGGAUUCUCAAGAAGAGGAGAAGACGGAAGCCUUGACGUCUGCUAAGCGGUAUAUCGAGACGGACCCAGCUAAUCGCGAUAGGAGGACCCCCAUCACCGUGGUGAAGCAAGGCUUUGAGCCUCCCUCCUUUGUGGGCUGGUUCCUCGGCUGGGAUGACAACUACUGGUCUGUGGACCCCUUGGACAGGGCCAUAGCUCAGUUGGCUGUCUGAGGAAAGGCAGGCCCCACCCCUGUCACUGGUCAGUGCCUUCUAGAACUAUCCAUCCCUCAAAGAGACCUUAUAGCAGGGCCACUCUAGUGUGCGUGCGUGCGUGCGUGCGUGCGUGCGUGCGUGCGUGCGUGUGUGUGUGUGUGUGUGUGUGUUACAGUAGCCAAUAACAGCCCUGCAAAAAUUCAGGGUCCUAUCAAAAUGGUCUCAAGUGUCUGUGCUUUUGGAAAUUGAAUUCAAUAAAAGCUUUUUUGGAGUGUGUUA
This is a messenger RNA of Hipposideros armiger (great roundleaf bat), 2500 nucleotides long. It is a transcript of the gene GSN, whose product is annotated as gelsolin. Gene Ontology annotation, molecular function: actin filament binding; phosphatidylinositol-4,5-bisphosphate binding. NCBI's taxonomy places the organism in Eukaryota, Metazoa, Chordata, Mammalia, Chiroptera, Hipposideridae. Gene Ontology annotation, cellular component: actin cytoskeleton; cytoplasm. Bases 53 to 2239 code for a protein of 728 amino acids. The transcript is spliced from 16 exons. Gene Ontology annotation, biological process: actin filament severing; cell projection assembly; barbed-end actin filament capping. The record is from RefSeq and is a predicted model, not a curated record.